This is a messenger RNA of Phragmites australis (common reed), 1071 nucleotides long. RefSeq lists its product as uncharacterized. Lineage: Eukaryota; Viridiplantae; Streptophyta; Magnoliopsida; Poales; Poaceae. The transcript is spliced from 3 exons. The coding region runs from base 1 to 1071 and encodes 356 amino acids. The record is from RefSeq and is a predicted model, not a curated record.
AUGGAGGAUCUUGGUAAUGAGCAUUUUUUGAUACUUGCUGAUGAAUCUAGUGAUGUGUCCCUAAAUGAACAAUUGGCUCUUUGUUUGCGUUAUGUUGAUAAAAACGGAAAGCCAGUUGAGAUAUUUCUUGGUGUUGUCAAUGUUGAAGACACUACAUCUUCAACACUAAAAACUGCAAUUGAAAAUUUGCUUAUGGAUCAUCAGUUAAGCUUGUCUAUGGUCCGUGGGCAAGGAUAUGAUGGAGCUAGUAACAUGAAGAGUCACAUUAAUAGUUUGAAGAAACUUAUUAUGGAUGAGUCUCCUUCUGCUUAUUAUAUUCACUGCUUUGCUCAUCAACUUCAAUUAACUCUUGUUGCUGUUGCUAAGGAGAGUGGUGAUUGUCAAUGGUUUUUUCAACAACUUUCAUAUUUGUUAAAUGUUCUUGGGAAUUCUUGUAAGAAGAUAAGAAUGCUUCGAGUGGCUCAAGACGAGUCUAUCAUUGAAUCAUUGGAAUUGGGUGAACUUGAAACCCGUCAGGGUUUGAAUCAAGAGAUGGGUUUGGGAAGGCCAGGUGAUACAAGGUGGGGAUCUCACUAUGAAGCUAUAUUGCAUAUUAUUGCUUUGUACCAACCAAUUCGGAAAGUUCUCAUCAAGAUUGGGGAAGACUAUAGUGGGACGGAGGCUAUAUCGGCUCAAACUAUAUUGACAUUAUUUGAGUCAUUUGAGUUUGAACAAUUGCAGUUACUGCAGGAAGAUGGUGGAUGGAAUACUUUCCUUCAAGGUGUCAUUUCUUUUUGUGUGAAGCAUAAGAUCAAAAUUGCUGAUAUGGAUGGUCGCUACAAGCCGGUUGGAAGAUCUGCAAGGUUCUAUGGUAAAGCUACAAAUAAACACCACUUUCAUGUUGAUAUGUUUUUGGGUGUUAUUGAUAGGCAACUUCGAGAGCUUAAUGACCGGGUGAUAUGUGCAGCUGGAAAGUGGCGUUUUGUGGAGUCCUUUUUGGCUUGCAAUGGGUGUUCAGGAUCCGAAGAUCACAUCGGAGGUAUUCCGUUCAAAGUACUUCAGUUUUUGCCCUCUCUGCAGUCUGCACCAUAG